AUGUCCGCCACCAUGCGAUCAGCCCGACUGGUGCGCCAAACCAGUGCUUUAAGGCCAGCUUUGACCGUUCGCUCUCGCGCCAGCGCGCUCGGUCCGGCUUCCCUGGCUGCGGCGAACGGUCUGUUGUUCAAUGGCAGAGGGAUUCCAGCACAAGUCUCUGCUCUGGCAAUUCUCUUGCCGCACCGUGGAUACGCUACCGAGCACAAUACAUCAUCGUCCUCAUCCCAGUCAUAUCCGCCACCGGGAUUCAAUGCGGAGCAAGCGAAGAAGCCGCUCCCCCAACAACAGUCCUCGGUUGCGCAACCCACCGCCGAGCCCAAGCCAGACGCCGUCAAGGCUUCCUCGUCCGAGGUGUCAAGCAAAGCCGUUGCUGCGGAGAGCUCGAAGAACGUUUCAGAGGAGAAGAAGGAGCCCAAGAAGUUGACCAUUGGUCAGAAGGUCAAGAAGGAGAUUCAACAUUACUGGGAUGGUACCAAGUUGCUCGCCACCGAGGUGAAGAUUAGCUCUCGAUUGGCACUGAAGAUGGCAGCGGGCUACGAGCUGAGCCGCCGCGAACACCGUCAGCUCCAACGUACGGUCAAAGAUCUUGGACGUCUGGUUCCUUUCUCGAUGUUUGUUAUUGUGCCUUUCGCCGAACUUUUGCUGCCCAUCGCUCUCAAAAUCUUCCCCAACAUGCUUCCGAGCACUUACGAGGGCCAAAAGGGCCGGGAGAGCAAGGCUUUGAAAUUGAGCUCGACCCGCUCAGAGGUGUCUGCCUUCCUCCGCAACACACUUCGGGAGAGUGGUCUUCCCUUGACGGCCGCGACAGUCAAGAACGAGGAAUUUGCCGACUUCUUCCGCAAGAUCCGCACCACCGGCGAGUCGCCAUCUACAGAAGAUGUGAUCAAGGUCUGCAAGAUCUUCAAGGAUGAUCUGACUCUGGAUAACUUGUCACGCCCUCAACUUGUGGCCAUCUGCCGCUACAUGAACCUGAACACCUUCGGGACUGACGCCAUGCUGCGCUACAAUAUUCGCCACCGCAUGCGACAGAUCAAGCGCGAUGAUCGGGCCAUCUCCUACGAGGGCGUCAACAGCCUGUCUGUCCCUGAAUUGCAAAUGGCGUGCGCGAGCCGUGGUAUUCGUACUCACGGCGUGUCUCCGGCCCGCCUGCGUGAAGAUUUGACCAUGUGGCUGGACCUUCGUCUCAAGCAGGGCGUUCCUUCGACCCUGCUGGUUCUGAGCAACGCGUAUAUGUACACCCAAGGUGGCAAGGAGUCCGAGAUGGCCUCUCAGAUUGAUGCCCUCAAGUCUGUGCUCUCCAGUAUCCCCGAAGAGCUCUUCCACGAGAUUGAGCUCGAGGUGCACAACGCCGAGGGUGCCGCGACCAACAAGCAGCGCCUGGAGGUGAUCAAGGAGCAGGAAGAGCUGAUCGAGGAGGAAAACGAGCAGAACAGUGAGAAUGAGGGCAAGGGCGUUUCACCCCCCAAGGAUAUUGACGAUAUCGACGAGAAGGAGGAGCAGAACCGCAUGGAGGCCGCUGCUGAGACUAUCGACAAGCAAUCUUCCGAGGCCAAGGAGGCUCUCUCCGAGGGUGCCAAGGUCGCAGACCCACCCGUUUACCGGGAAGACAGAAAGGCGAACCAGUGA
Messenger RNA from Penicillium oxalicum, 1626 nucleotides. Its product is annotated as MRS7 family protein. Bases 1 to 1626 code for a protein of 541 amino acids. Gene Ontology annotation, molecular function: ribosome binding. Gene Ontology annotation, biological process: intracellular monoatomic cation homeostasis. Gene Ontology annotation, cellular component: mitochondrial inner membrane. NCBI's taxonomy places the organism in Eukaryota, Fungi, Ascomycota, Eurotiomycetes, Eurotiales, Aspergillaceae. The record is from RefSeq and is a predicted model, not a curated record. The transcript is spliced from 3 exons.